AUGGUGGAUGGCGAAUCUGACCUCUCUUGUCUAGACAAAAAACAGAGAGUCGUGCUGCUUGGUUCCAUUGGUCAAAAGGUCGAUAGGGCGGACACCUUUCGCUCGUUGUAUACCACUAUCCAGGAAUUACGAAGUGCCAUCAUCGAGGACAUGGACGAGUUUUCGGCUCCUCCCGGUACCGAACUUCUUGGCGUCGGCACAAACGAGAACGCCAGUUACGACUCGUUGCCUACUACAGCCUGCGAGUUGAAAGGCAAAAUCAAGGCCAUGGACAUACUAUCAGCUCCUCCCGGCACCGAACUUCCUAUUGUCGGUACAAAGGACCUCUAUGUCUGA
Messenger RNA from Linnemannia hyalina, 336 nucleotides. The record is from the annotation of a GenBank genome assembly. Lineage: Eukaryota; Fungi; Mortierellomycota; Mortierellomycetes; Mortierellales; Mortierellaceae.